Messenger RNA from Homalodisca vitripennis (glassy-winged sharpshooter), 5845 nucleotides. It is a transcript of the gene Trpgamma, whose product is annotated as transient receptor potential-gamma protein. Gene Ontology annotation, biological process: regulation of cytosolic calcium ion concentration; manganese ion transport; calcium ion transmembrane transport. The record is from RefSeq and is a predicted model, not a curated record. Bases 144 to 3572 code for a protein of 1142 amino acids. NCBI's taxonomy places the organism in Eukaryota, Metazoa, Arthropoda, Insecta, Hemiptera, Cicadellidae. The transcript has 19 exons. Gene Ontology annotation, molecular function: protein binding; store-operated calcium channel activity; inositol 1,4,5 trisphosphate binding. Gene Ontology annotation, cellular component: membrane; cation channel complex.
AGAAGUCUCGGUCCAUCGCGGCUGCGAAAUGCCGUAAAGUCAAGUUCUCGGAAUGGUCGGAAAAUGACAGGAGGAUAUCUGCGAUCGAGAGUGCGGGUGAAGAUGAAGCAGAAGCUGAGGAGGUGGCGGUGGCGCUAGAGGCCAUGGAGCUAGACGUAGAUGUGGAGGGCGGGUGCCUGGUGCCAGGAGAACGGCCCCUGAACAUGCACCGCCCCAGCACCUGCCUGGCCACCGAGAAACCAAAACCCCUCGCUAAGAAUGUCAAGAGGCACAGCAUCCACGGUAUGAUGGAGGAGGAGAACGUGGUAAGGCCGCAUCAGGAGAUGAAGCAGUUAACUCUGGACGAGAAGAAGUUCCUGUUGGCAGUCGAGAGAGGCGAUGUGGCUUCAACACGGAGGAUGAUGCAGCGCGCGCAGGAGACAGACUACAUCAAUAUCAACUGUGUGGACCCGCUGGGCAGGUCAGCGCUGCUGAUGGCCAUCGACAACGAGAACCUGGAGAUGGUGGAGUUGCUGAUAGAGUACAAGGUCGACACCAAAGACGCGCUGCUCCACGCCAUCUCCGAGGAGUUCGUAGAAGCUGUGGAGGUUCUGCUGGACCAUGAGGAGACACUUCACAAACCGGGCGAGCCCCACAGCUGGGAAGCGCUGCCGCCUGACACCGCCACCUUCACCCCCGACAUCACACCCCUUAUCUUAGCAGCCCACCGAGAUAACUAUGAGAUCAUCAAGAUCCUCCUGGACAGGGGUGCCACCCUGCCCAUGCCUCAUGAUGUCAGGUGCGGAUGUGAUGAGUGCGUCACCUCCAGGUUCGAGGACUCCCUACGACACUCCAGGUCCCGCAUCAACGCCUACAGAGCCCUAGCAAGUCCCUCCCUCAUCGCUUUGUCUUCCAAGGAUCCGAUCCUUACUGCCUUUGAACUGUCAUGGGAACUUCGUAGACUGAGUUUCAUGGAGCACGAAUUUAAAUUAGAGUAUCAGGAACUGAGAAAACAAUGUCAAGACUUCGCAACUGCUCUGCUGGACCACACAAGAAGUUCCUAUGAACUAGAGGUGCUGCUGAACCAUGACCCCACGGGACCUGCCUUUGAACACGGGGAACGUAUGCAUCUCAACCGACUCAAGCUUGCCAUCAAACUUCGUCAAAAGAAGUUUGUAGCUCAUCCCAACGUCCAACAACUUCUUGCAUCCAUUUGGUACGAGGGGUUGCCCGGAUUCCGCAGAAAAAACAUGGUGCUACAAGCUGUGGAGAUCGUCCGCAUCGGGAUGAUGUUCCCCAUUUUCUCCUUCAUGUACAUACUGGCCCCUCACAGUUCUGCGGGACAGACUCUGAGGAAACCCUUCAUUAAGUUUAUUUGUCACUCGGCAUCGUACUUUACAUUCCUUUUUUUAUUAAUAUUAGCAUCCCAGAGGAUAGAGUCUCUGCUGGGGAUGUGGUUGGAUGACCCUGACAGCCUCGCCAAGUAUACGGAGGCCACGGAGCCGACCAAGAGGGGAGCCCCUCCCUCGCUUGUUGAGAUGAUGAUCCUCGGCUGGGUCAGUGGGCUGAUAUGGAGUGAGGUGAAGCAGCUGUGGGACGUGGGGCUGGAGGAGUACGCGGCAGACAUGUGGAACGUUAUAGACUUCAUCACAAAUUCUCUUUACGUGGCUACUAUUGCUUUAAGAUUGGUUGCUUAUUAUAAGGCUCAACAAGAAAUGGAGCUAAACAAUUCUGACAGUCCAAGAGAAGAGUGGGACACUUGGGAUCCAAUGCUUAUUUCUGAAGGGUUAUUUUCAGCAGCAAACAUAUUCAGUUCUCUGAAACUUGUGUACAUAUUCUCUGUAAAUCCGUACUUGGGACCACUGCAAGUGUCCCUUAGCCGAAUGGUGCUGGAUAUCAUGAAGUUCUUCUUCCUCUAUGUCCUCGUCCUUUUUGCAUUUUCUUGUGGUAUGAACCAACUACUGUGGUACUACGCCGAUAUGGAGAAACAGAGAUGCCUGUCGACCACCAACCCCGCCCCUCCACCCACUGGCAACAAGACCACUACAGACCCUGAUGCGUGCCUCGUAUGGAGGCGGUUUGCAAAUUUGUUUGAAACGAUUCAAACAUUGUUCUGGGCUGCCUUUGGUCUGGUGGACUUGGACAACUUCGAGCUUGCUGGGAUCAAAAGCUUCACAAGAUUCUGGGGGAUGUUGAUGUUUGGCUCUUACUCCGUCAUAAACAUCGUUGUUUUGCUCAAUCUCCUCAUUGCAAUGAUGAAUCACUCGUACCAACUCAUUUCGGAAAGGGCGGACAUUGAAUGGAAGUUUGCACGGAGCCGCCUUUGGAUAAGUUAUUUUGAAGAAGGUGGAACUGUGCCGCCUCCUUUUAAUGUAAUCCCUACUCCGAAAUCCCUGUGGUAUUUCUUGAUGUGGAUCCAGAGAAAAAUAUGUGGUCAUUCUAGGGCAGCCAAGAAAGAACACAUGAGAACCAUUCGGCGGAAAGUGAAACAGGCGAGUGAAAGAGAUUUUCGAUACCAAAGUAUCAUGCGCAACCUGGUCCGGCGUUACGUCACAGUGGAGCAGAGAAAAGGGGAAAACGAAGGAGUCACAGAAGACGACGUCAACGAGAUAAAACAGGAUAUAUCGGCAUUCAGAUGUGAACUGAUAGAGAUAUUGAAAAACUCUGGGAUGAACACCUCCACUGCCACUGGUCCAAACACAGGAACAGGAGGGAAGAAGAACCGGCAGAAAGAGCGCAGGCUGAUGAAAGGGUUCAACAUCGCACCACCGCCCGCCAGCAGCAGCACCACAUCCCUGCCGCCCGUGGCUGAGCUGCUAGCUAGUCUACAGCUGGGAGAGCACGCCUCACUACCCCCUUCCCACGAACUGUUCGGCUCCACCCUCUCCGGCCUGUUGGGUUCCACCCCGGGACUGUCCAUGCGCCGCACCUACACGGCGCCCAAAGACAUCCAGCCUAACCACCACCACGGCCUCACCAAACUCAUGUUCAAGCGGAACUCCUCCAGGAAGCGCAAGUGGGACAGUCUCAUAGAGGCGACCAAGUUCGGGAAAGUGGGAAAACUGAUAAACCGCAGCCGGUCCGAAGACUCGGUGUGCAACGGGAAGAACGGGGAGGGUAGGAACUCGCAGAGUCCGCUGUCCGACGAGAACAACCUGACAGACACCGACUCCAAUCCGAGCUUAAUAGAAAACAAGGAUAAUUCUAGUUUAUCGAUGUUGAAACACAAACGAAAAAUAUUCUCCACUUCUAGGAACCCUCCGGGCGAAGGAGGCUCCAGUCUGGACUCCAAAGACCACAAAAUUUUUAAGAAACAGUUGAAACGAGCUUCUAGUGUACCGACCAGAGUGGUCGAGCCGGUGCUGCCCGCGAAGCACGAGCAGACGCAGUCGCAGCAGCAGUCCGUGGACAUCCAGCAGCAGGCGAUGCUGACGCCUUCCACCACCGAGGAGAGCGUCACGCCCGGGGCCGCAGGCAACGACACGAACGGUUCCAGUGCCGAAUUUAAAAAUAGAAACGGUCUAGUUACAGUGUUACCAAAUUUAGGCAUCCAGCCAGUAAGUGGACAUAAUGUAUCAGCAGGGUGGUUAUAGAUAACUUUGUAAACUCUUAGGUGCAUUAGUGAAGUUUAACGUUCCAUUCAGGAUUCAGGUCAUAUUCUAACAUCAUCUUGAACAAUAACAAUAAGUAGUACAUUACACAAAAUACAGUUUCAGUGUUGGUAAAACUGGUGUUGCCCUGUUAAAGUUGCGCCAAGCCGAGAGUGGUAUUUUAUUCGAGGAAGCUCCAUUUAAUUGAAAAAUACAGUUUGAGCAUUUUAGCGUUAACGAAUUUUGUUUUAUGAGUAUACUGUAACUCCUGACAUAAUCUCCAAAAUUAUUGAGGUGGUCACAUUUUUACAAGACAACUGUGAAAGUGAUGCGUUCUCUCCAAAAUAUAAACGUGUAUAUAAAAUAGACAUAAAUACGAAUGGCCUGUAUAAACAUUUUAUACUGAUUUUGGUUACUUAUUGGCUUGGUAAGAUUAGGGGAGUUUCUAUAAUUAGUGAAAUAUACUUUCAUCUGUAUGAAAGUUAUUAUGGUUACAGAGGUAUACGAAGAUCAAAGAGUGAAUCUGUAUUUAUUACGCGGAUCCACAGUUUUAGAAUUAUAAUUUAAACACGGUUUAUGCAAGAAUUGGCAAUGACGAAAACAGCACAACAUAAAAGAAUGUUAACAUUCUUCUUAUAAAUUUUAAGAAUGAGUGAUUUAAACGUUAUAUAUUGUUUCUUCACUUCUUUAAAAAAUUGAAUUAAAAUUUACUUCGUUAAAUUAUACACAUACAGAUCUGCAUUGUAUAUGAUAUUAAACUAUAUUAGGCCUAUUAGAUGGUAAUUAACAUUUUUCACUUGAUUUUUAAAAGAAUUAAUUUGAAGAAAACAUCAAAGUCUUCAUAUUAUUUAAUUUUCUGAUAGCUUGAAAUUUUUACAUUGUCAGAUAGAUAGGAGAAAACCCUUUUUUAGAAUUAUUCUGUAAGAGGUGUUAUUUUUGCAAUGUUUAUAACUAAUUAAGUUUAUUGUAAAUCUGAUGUUUAUCUUAAGUGAGACCUGCAAAACUUGAGAAAACACUGAGGGGGGGGCAUGCUCAAUGAAGGCACGCAAGAGUUGUAUGUCAGUUAGCCUAUUGUCUCCUGGCUCAUCAACAGUUUACAACUCCCCCCCCCCCCCCACUUAGGCUCACUCACCUCGGCUUGGCGCUACUAGAACAAACAUCAAUAUAUCAAAUGAGUUGUGGAGUCACAGUGAACAUUUAAGUUUUAUUGGCAAACAUUUUUGUGAACAGAGUUUUGAACCAAUCGUUAACCAUAUCGUUUUAAAGCCCCUUUCAUUUUUAAGAAUCAGCUUUAAUUGGUUUUUGGAACUUUUGCUUUCACCAUUUUGAGGCGAAUUGACUGUGUGAGUAUGUAAUAGCUCAACUAACCGUAAGAAGAAACUACUAAUAGACUAAAUAUUGUUAUUCUAACAAAAAUUGAGAUACUGAACAUACCACUAAGAUGUAUUAUGAUAAUAUUCUAGUCAAGACUAUUAAUGUAGGAGUACGCCACAUCACGUGUCUCGUAGUAGGCUUCGUUCGCUGAGGUCUGCCAAAUAGUCUAGCCCAUGCCAUUAGGCUACAUGUGUUAUCAAAUCACGUGUUAAAUGUCAUACGAUUGUACUCAGUUUGCUUACAAAUUUAUCUAAAUUCUACGAUUCUCUCGUGUCUAUCAUAUGAAUGAAUAGACAAUAUUGCUAUCAUAAGACCAAUGGAAAAAAUGUAUGCUAACGCUCAGCAAAACUCCUGAAGUGACUUGCCCCACCAUCUAACUUAAUUUGCUUAUAUGAUUAUAUUAACUUAAAUAACCACCCCUUUAACUUAAAUACUGAAUUGCUAAAUUCAGGUAUUACUACCAUAAAUAACAUAUUACGAGGACAAAUUUAGCAUACUUUACGACUACUACAACGUAGCACUUGCACUUUUCCUCGAAAUUUAUAUUACUAGUUUCUUGCAUUAUAAGACGAAUCAAUACGGCUGUAAUUUUAAAUCUGUUACGCUCAAUUCGAAGACAAAUAGAACACACUUUCUGAAUAAUUGCAUAAUUUAUAUUCGAAAUUCGAAACUACACUAAAUUCAAAUUUGCUUAUCAGGAGAUUUUACUAAUUUAUGCUGUAAAUGAAUUGUCCGCUAUAUUCAUUCAUGUUGUGACAUUAAAAUAGCUUAAUGUGUUACUUAUAUAUCAUAUUUAGGGUUUUUAUAUUUAGAACACCUUGAGGAAAUAGGGAAAACAAUUUCAAAAAUAUAAGCACGUAUACAUCCGUAUAGCUGCAACUUCCAAAAAAGAAUGUUUCUUG